Fusarium odoratissimum NRRL 54006 is the source of this 992-nucleotide messenger RNA. RefSeq lists its product as uncharacterized. NCBI's taxonomy places the organism in Eukaryota, Fungi, Ascomycota, Sordariomycetes, Hypocreales, Nectriaceae. The transcript is spliced from 2 exons. The record is from RefSeq and is a predicted model, not a curated record. The coding region runs from base 140 to 646 and encodes 168 amino acids.
CCGUUCUCCAUGAUCGGUGAAUCAUCAUAGCGACUUGGCGAUCUGGAGAAAAAGAAGGAUAAAAAGAGUUUAUAAAAGCGUAGAAGGUCCAGUAUGAAUCGGCUGUGAUAGACAGUCUAAGGACAAUUCAAUUGACACAAUGAGACUCUUGACUCCCCUCAUCAUCGCCUCCAAUGCUAUCCUGGCAGCGUCCCAACUCAUGGGAACGCCGUCCUACGAGUAUCUCUAUACCGUCAAUGCGACCCUCGGCGAACGUUGGCCGAUUGGCGACUACGGUCAAGGUAGCCGCGUUGUAAUUCCCAUCACCGGCGGAACCUUCAAGGGACCCAAGCUUUCGGGAACGGUCACUAACCUUGGUGCCGACUGGGGUCUCACCGACACUAAGGGCGUUUUCUUCCCCGAUACCCGAUACAACCUCAGGACUCAUGAUGGAGUUGAUAUUUAUAUCCAAACUUCUGGUCCGACGCAGCCUGAUGGAAGGACGUUGUUGAGGGGCGUUUUUCAGGCGGCGCACCCGGAUUAUGAGUGGUUGAAUUAUGUCCUUGCCGUUGGUGUUUUGCAGAGGCCACCUGCUGAGAGCAAGGGCAAGUAUGUUGUUAUUGACAUGUGGGCAAUGGUGUUGCCAGACUGUAACGGAAAUUGCUAGGGCGAGGCCGACGGUGAUAUGGCCAGGAUGGACAUUAACUCUCUAUGGAUGGACAUGGCGUGAUUUGAUACACCCUGGUAGAAUGUCACCGCCGUGAUAAUUCCGAUAUGAAAAAGUCAAAAAGGUGCUACAAAGUUCAGAUGAUCGAACUAGUUGUGGAUCUGGGGUAUUCCCAUCGUUAAUGGGAAUACGAAUGUAUGGAAAUGGCGAUAAAGUUCACAGGGGUUGUACAUAAGAAUUAAAUUUACAACUUCACUUCUUGACUCAAUUUCUGAAGAACUCGUGAGGCUGCAAGAACACAUAUCAGCCACUUUUCUUGGAGUAGUGAUAAUGAAAUAGAUCUACA